Messenger RNA from Tilletiopsis washingtonensis, 2423 nucleotides. RefSeq lists its product as hypothetical. Gene Ontology annotation, biological process: regulation of cyclin-dependent protein serine/threonine kinase activity. The transcript has 2 exons. The annotation marks the transcript as partial. Gene Ontology annotation, molecular function: protein kinase binding. Lineage: Eukaryota; Fungi; Basidiomycota; Exobasidiomycetes; Entylomatales. The record is from RefSeq and is a predicted model, not a curated record.
AUGCUGCUGGCCGCCGCCGCGCAGCCGUCGCACGUCGUCGUCGCCGCCUCUGCCGCCGCCGCCGCCGAUCUCCACCUGCGCCCCGUGCUGGGCGCCGCGUCGCGCACGCCUUCCUCCUCCUCGCUCGCUCACGCCCGCUGGCCCACUGCAGCGGCGCCGUCGUCGCGGCCCAGCGACGCAGCCUGCGAGCGGCGCAGCGCCAGUCCCCCGCGGCGCCGCCCGCGCAGCGACAGCCCUCGUACCGCCGCCGAGAUGCACAGCCCGCGCUACCUGCCCUUCCCCGGCGCCAGUGCUGCGCCGCCGUCGCCGCCGAGCGUGGCACACUGGCGGCAGCAGCAGCAGCAGGCGCAGUCGUACGCCCUCGACGACGCCGCCCUGCUGCACCACGCCGUACACCCACACACCCUCACGCCGCCGCUUGGCCCGCACGACGUGCGCUGCGCCAGCCUCGACUCGCUGCACAUGCAGCCAAGUGCGUCGUGCGACGGCGCCUCUGCCUCUGCCGCCGCCUGGACGGCCGAGCAGCAGCCCUCGCGCAGCUCGCGGCCCGCAUCGGCGCGCCACAGCUACUCGCGCUCGCACCCGCAGGCCAGCGAGCUGGCCAACGAGCCGCCCGAGCCCGUCUUCAAGCGCGACGACGCCGCCAGUGGCGCAACGUCGCAGCCGUCGCAGGCGCAGGUGGCAGAGUGGUUCGCACAAAUGGUCUGCUACAUCUGGUACACGCCGGCUCCCGACGGCUUUGCGCCCAGCCGCGCCGACGCCGAGCUGGGGCUGAGCCCCAAGGAGCGCUUCGUGGCCUUUGCCCGCGAGGUGCUCAACACGACGCAGCUCAGCAACGCCGUCAUUCUGCUGGCGCUGCUCUACAUCCACCGCCUGCGGCAGCAGCAUCGCUCGCUGCGCGGCAAGGAAGGCAGCGAGUACCGCCUUGCCAUCUGCGCGCUGAGUCUGGCGAACAAGAUGCAGGACGACAGCAGCUACACGGCGGCGACGUGGAGCGACAUCACAAAGGUGCCCGUCAAGGAGCUGAACCGCAUGGAGGUGGAGAUGUGGCUCGGCCUGCCCAGCCUCUACGCCACAGCAGACGACUACCGGCGCUGGCUCGUCGCCGUCGAGCUGCUGGCAGAGCAGCGCUCGCAGGCCAUCGAGCGCUCCACGCGCGACGCAGCGGUGCGCCGCACGAUGCACCAGCACCGCUCGCUGGCGCAAGGCCGGCACAGCAUGAGUCACAUCCAGCUCGGCCACGCCGCCGCAUCGUCGCUGCUGCCGGCACGCACGUCGCUCACCACCAGCGACUCGUCGGCCGAUGGCUCGUGGGCCGCUCGUGCCUCGACGGGCGCGGCAACACCGCCGUUCGCCACGCAGCCGUACUUCCAGUUUCCGCCGUCGGUGCCCGAUGCUUCCUCGUUCGGGCCGUCGCCGCCCGACUCGUCCGUCGAGGCACCGCACGCCUUCUCCUCCGACUUUACCUUCCAGGUCCCGGCGCCGUCCAUGUCGGCCAGCGGCUGGACGCCCGACCAUCUGGCGCCGCCUCCGCCGCCGUCUGCACCGCAGGCUCCGCAGCAGCUCGACGGCCGCGUCCGCUCGCUCGCCUCGCCCGACGUGCCACGGCCGUCGAGCUCGGCGUCCGGCAGUGCUUCGAUCGCGGGCAUGAAGCGAGCCUUCGAGCGCACGCGCAUCGAGUCGCCCGUGCAUGCCGUCGAGUGGAACGGCAGCGCCAGCGGCUCCGGCCGCCCGACGAAGCGGCGGGCGUACGAGCAGCGUCAGCCCGCAUACAGCGACUUGCUUGCCUCGGUCUCUCCCACCGAUGCUCGUUCGGCACCACAGCAGCACAGCAGCAGCGCCGCGCCUUCGCUGCGCAGCACGCCCGUCGCUCGUCCCUCUGCGACGACGCAGGACGAGUAUGCAGCGCAGGCAUUCCACUCUACCUUCUCCCACGCCCUCACUCCUGAGGUCCUCGUGGCGCCUUACCGUGGCAACGAGAGCGUCAACACCUCGAAUGGAGCCGUGGGCCUCUCGCACGCCGUGCCGCUCUCGUACUACUCGCUCGCAGCAGGCAGUGCACGCGGCCACCUGGGUCUCUACCUGCCGCCGCCGAUUCCGGGAGCACACGCCCAUGCCCCGCCCAUGCGUGUGGCGCCUCAACGUGCUCAGCAGACGCCUUCGCCUCAAGCGCUGUGGAACAACUCGACGUCUUCCUCUGCGCGUCGCGCUUCGGGCACGCGCCACGUGCCGGCCGUCACUGCCACGCCGUACCCAACGCCCUCGCGUCGUGCAGCUCGUGCGGCUCGUCCUACUCCCGCUUCGCACGAGCAAGUGCAGGCGCACUGGCCCGCAGCUGGAGCGGGCUUCUCGCGUCACUCGCCGGCCGUCUCGCAGACGCCCUCGGCGCCGAGUCCGGAGAACGUCGCUGCGUUCUAUGCCGC